UCUUGGUCUGCAGCUGCUGUCCAAUAACCAGCCAUGAUCCUCCAGACUGCUGUUCUCACUGUGUUCCUCUACUCUGUUCACAGUUUUACUAUACAGGCUUCUUUUGAAAAGAGUGAUGAAUACUCUGGCAACACCAUUGAGGAUGAUGACUUCAGUGUCUCCACACUGAUAGAGAAGGCCAAUGCUAACAUUGGAAAGAACUUGAAUGAGCCUCUAGUGAUGUUUGGAGACAUAGCAGUGCCAACAGGUCUACAGAACGCUGAUCCCUGCACAUCUCGAGGCUGUCUGUGGCCUAAAGCCAGUGAUGGCAACGUCUACGUGCCAUUCCGCAUUUCCAGCGUUUACUCCCGAAGAGAGAGAAAUAGAAUAAUCCGAGGUCUGCAGUCAUUUGCCCAGUCCACCUGCAUCCGCUUCAUCCCCUUAGACAGACAGAGGGACUUUGUGGACAUCCAGAGUCGCUCAGGGUGUUACUCAUUUGUCGGGCGUCGUGGUAACGACCAGACGGUGUCUUUGAGUCGCAGGGGCUGUGUCUUCCAGUCAGUCAUCCAACACGAGCUGCUCCAUGCCCUGGGCUUCAACCAUGAACAGACCCGCUCUGACAGGGAUGAGCAUGUUCGCAUCCUGCUCCAGAAUGUCAUUCCCGGAAUGGAGCAUAAUUUCAGGAAGAUCAGAACAAGGAACCUUGGCACUCCCUAUGACUACAACUCUGUCAUGCACUAUGGAAGGUUUGCUUUCUCUAGGAACAGGGAGCCAACCAUCGUCCCCAUCCCUGACAACAAUGUAGUCAUUGGCAGGGCCAGCCAGAUGAGUCCUACUGACAUCCUCCGGGUGAAUCGCCUUUAUCGAUGCAAUUCAACUGCUUCCAGACCUGACCUGGAACCCGUGCAAAGAAACCAUUUCCUUUAGAAAUGAAAGAAAUCAAGAGGAGAGGAGGAAGAUUGAUGCAGCUUUUAUCUACAAGCAAAGCCAGAAAUUAAUCUUGUGCUUACUGAACAUGCUUUAACUAAAUUCGAAAUUUGACUAAAUUCACUUUUGUGCUGCUGAGAACUGAAAAGUAUUUACUUUUUAAACUUACAUGAAGGACUGCUUGUAAGCUUGAUGGAAUGCUAAAAAUGAUUAAAAAGAUAUUUUCGCA
Messenger RNA from Xiphias gladius (swordfish), 1135 nucleotides. RefSeq names its product low choriolytic enzyme-like. The record is from RefSeq and is a predicted model, not a curated record. The coding region runs from base 34 to 906 and encodes 290 amino acids. Gene Ontology annotation, molecular function: zinc ion binding; metalloendopeptidase activity. Gene Ontology annotation, biological process: proteolysis. The transcript is spliced from 10 exons. Lineage: Eukaryota; Metazoa; Chordata; Actinopteri; Istiophoriformes; Xiphiidae.